Molecule: messenger RNA, 1427 nt
Organism: Aspergillus melleus
Lineage: Eukaryota; Fungi; Ascomycota; Eurotiomycetes; Eurotiales; Aspergillaceae
Product: cytochrome P450
Exons: 4
Coding region: 1-1299 (432 amino acids)
Molecular function (GO): heme binding; iron ion binding; oxidoreductase activity, acting on paired donors, with incorporation or reduction of molecular oxygen
Source: RefSeq, a predicted model, not a curated record
AUGAAGUCUAAUCCAGGCCCUGUCGUUCGCAUCGCCCCGGCUACAUUCAGCAUCAACGACCCUGCAGCCCUAAAGACCAUCUACUCGUCCGGCUCCAAGUUCCCGAAAUCAGACUUCUACCAUCCAUUCGGAGAUCCCGGGAGAGGUCCGAAGCAUCUAUUCUCGGAGCAGAAUAACCAGCUGCACGCACUGAAUCGACGCAAAACUUCAUCGCUCUAUUCCAUGUCAACGCUGGUCACGUACGAGCAUUUCGUCGACCGAUGCAACCAGAUGCUAUGCGAGCGACUGGACAAUUUCGCAAAAGCAAAAGAAGCCUUCGAUGUGCCGACCUGGAUGCAAUACUAUGCGUUUGACGUCAUUGGCGAUAUCACAACAAGUGAACCGUUUGGCCUCCUCAAAACCGGCCACGACGCAUGGGGCGUGCUCAAAGCAAUCGACGAGAGUCUGAAAUACGGAUCCACGAUUGGGAUAUUCCCUGAACUGCACGACUGGAUCGCAUUUGCGAGUCGAAUCCUCCGCCAGCAAACGCCCCUUGAAUCCGUGAACGCGUAUAUCCUCCGCCAGAUCGAAACGCGGACCGCGGAGAGUGACGAGAAGACAUCCUCUCGGAACGACUUUCUAUCGAAACUGCUCGCCCUCAAAAGCGCCGACAAGGUCAAUGGUUUCCAACUUUUCACCACCGUCGGCGCGAAUAUUGCUGCUGGAUCCGAUACAACCGCCAUCUCUCUUAGCAGUGUGGUCUACUCCUUGCUCAAGAAUCCAGAGGCCGAGAAAAAAUUGCGAGAGGAAAUCGACUCGCUUGCUCGUGACGGAAAACUCUCAGAACAGGUUACUUUCGAACAGGCUCGACAGAUGCCGUAUCUACAGGCGUGUAUUAAAGAAGCGCUGCGAGUUCACCCUGCGACAGGAAGGCCGCUGGUGCGUGAUGUACCGUCCGAGGGAGUAACUUUGGCUGGGAAGUAUUUCCCAAGAGGGAGCUCAGUAGGAGUCAACACCUGGGUGAUCCAUAACAACGAAGACGUGUUCGGUCCCGACGCAGCGGAGUUCCGACCCGAGCGAUGGUUGGAAAACGAUAAAGAGACGCUGUCUUUUAUGGAGCAGAAUUUCAUUCCGUUCGGGGCUGGUGCUCGUACCUGCAUCGGUAAGAAUAUCAGUUUGCUGGAGAUGUCCAAGGUCAUUCCCCAGCUGUAUCGGAAGUAUGAGUUUGAGUUGGCUCCUGGAGAGGAAAUGACUACCUGGGAGGCUUGGUUUGUGAAGCCCAAGUUCCGGUGCUUUGUUAGAGAACGGAAGGAUAUUUGAAGGAGGUUGGUUUGAAGCUAGCUGGUAGAUCUUGAGGCGCUGUCUUUAAAGCGAAUGUCGCAUUUUUAUACGAACUUGAUAGCAUUUUCUCGAGAAAGAAUUUGCAUAAAGAGGCUUAUUACUGCGCA